Menidia menidia (Atlantic silverside) is the source of this 5871-nucleotide messenger RNA. The record is from the annotation of a GenBank genome assembly. NCBI's taxonomy places the organism in Eukaryota, Metazoa, Chordata, Actinopteri, Atheriniformes, Atherinopsidae.
AUGCGUCUGAGUAAUGAUCAACUCGGAGAUUUCCACCCCCCGCGGGAGCUGAUGCUUUUCACUGUUAUGGAGGAGGAGGAAGAGGAGGAGAGGGAGGGGGGAAGGAGGGGGGCUGUCUUGUGCGUCAUUUGCUGUAGCCAGGCACCAGACAGAGCCCGGGAAAAAAAAACCUCCAGCAGCAUCUCGUACAGCUCCUCUAUUAUGGAAACGUUCUCAGCAGGACUGACAUCUGCAUGGCAGCAGGAAGACAAAAAGGAGGUUAACUCUCGCCCUUAACACUAAACUCAUCAUGCCCAGCAGAACACAUUCAUCUGAACCUCAGCUUUAACAGGACAGAGGAUGGCAGGAAGUGUAAGGAGAAGCGCAGGGUUAGGGACAAAGUUAUGUCUGAGGCUGUUUGCGGCUGCCCUGUUGCUGCAAGCUGAACUGGGCUGGCUUGGUUUAAAAGACCAGGUUGGGGUCAGUGCCCAGAACAGCGAGAGGAGAGUAUUGGCACACAUCCCCGGUGACAUCAUCAUAGGAGCUCUGUUCUCUGUCCACCACCAACCACCUGCAGACAAGGUUCACGAACGAAAGUGUGGUGCUGUGCGCGAGCAGUAUGGCAUCCAGAGAGUGGAAGCGAUGAUGCACACGUUGGAUCGGAUUAAUGCAGACAGCACCAUCCUUCCCAACAUCACGCUGGGCUGUGAGAUCAGGGACUCCUGCUGGCACUCGGCCGUGGCACUGGAGCAGAGUAUUGAAUUUAUUCGGGACACACUGGUUUCCAGUGAUGAGGAGGAGAGUCAGGGCAGAUGCACUGCAGAGGGAGGCACCAUGGUGCUUCAGGGGAAAAAACCCAUCGUGGGACUGAUAGGACCAGGGUCCAGUUCUGUGGCCAUCCAAGUGCAAAAUCUUCUCCAACUCUUUAACAUCCCUCAGAUAGCAUACUCAGCCACCAGCAUGGAUCUGAGUGACAAGAGCUUGUUUAAAUACUUUAUGAGGGUGGUGCCAUCAGACAUGCAACAGGCCAGAGCCAUGGUGGAUAUUAUCAAGAGGUACAACUGGAGCUAUGUGUCUGCUAUUCACACCGAGGGUAAUUAUGGAGAGAGCGGCAUGGAGGCGUUUAAAGACAUGGCAGCGAAAGAAGGGAUCUGCAUUGCCCACUCAGAUAAGAUAUACAGCAAUGCUGGGGAACAGGGCUUUGACAAACUAUUGCAAAAACUCAGAGGCCAUUUGCCCAAAGCGAGAGUGGUGGCCUGCUUCUGUGAGGGAAUGACUGUCCGAGGCAUUCUGAUGGCCAUGAGACGACAGCGCCUGGUGGGAGAAUUUCUUCUGGUUGGAAGUGAUGGCUGGGCAGACAGGUAUGACGUGACUGAUGGCUAUCAGAGGGAAGCAGCGGGUGGAAUCACCAUAAAACUUAAGUCAGCAUACGUGACCUGGUUUGAUGAUUACUACCUUAACCUCAAGCCUGAUGCCAACCUGAGGAACCCCUGGUUUCCUGAGUUUUGGCAGCACCGGUUCCAGUGCAGGCUGAGAGGACACCCGCAGGAGAGCACUCUGUACAAUCGCACUUGCACAUGGAGAGAAUCUCUGCGCCACCAAUAUGCCCAAGACACCAAAAUGGGAUUUGUCAUAAAUGCGAUUUAUUCCAUGGCUUAUGGCCUUCAUACCAUGCAGCAAUCCCUGUGUCCAGGGUAUAAGGGUUUGUGUGAGAACAUGAGGCCUAUUGAUGGCCGCAAGCUGUUGGAUUUCUUGAUGAAAACCAACUUCACUGGCGUAUCUGGAGAGGUCAUCCACUUUGACGAGAACGGAGAUUCCCCUGGCAGGUAUGAAAUCAUGAACUUCAAAGAGACCGGGGAGGAUGAAUACGCUUACAUUCAUGUGGGGAGCUGGGAUCAGGGUGGCCUAAAGAUGAACGAUGAGGAAAUCUGGAGCAACAACAGUGAAAUAAUCCAGUCAGUCUGCUCUGAGCCAUGCCAAAAGGCACAGAUCAAGGUGAUCCGCAAAGGAGAAGUGAGUUGUUGCUGGACUUGUACUCCCUGCAAGGAGAAUGAGUUUGUGUUUGAUGAGUACACUUGUCGAGCCUGUCUCCUGGGCUACUGGCCCACAAAUGACCUCACUGGUUGUGAGCCAAUUCAAGUCCAAUACGUGCGUUGGGGGGAUCCAGAACCUAUCGCUGCUGUAGUCUUCUCCUGUUUGGGCCUCAUGGCAACACUUUUUGUCACUUCUGUCUUUAUCAAAUUUUGGGACACUCCUGUGGUGAAGUCAUCUAGCCGUGAGCUCUGCUACAUCAUCCUCGCUGGAAUCUGCUUGGGCUACUUGUGCACUUUCAGUCUCAUUGCCAAACCACACAUUGUUUAUUGCUACCUCCAGCGACUGGGGAUUGGCCUGUCCCCUGCCAUGAGCUACUCUGCCCUCGUCACCAAGACCAACCGUAUAGCUCGGAUCCUGGCAGGCAGCAAGAAGAAGAUCUGUACCAAGAAACCUCGCUUUAUGUCCGCCUGCGCACAAUUGGUCAUCGCCUUCCUACUCAUUCUGCUGCAGCUGGGAAUUAUCGUGGCGCUGCUCAUCAUAGAGCCACCGCAGGUGAUCUAUGAUUAUCCCAGCAUACGCGAGGUACAUCUGAUCUGCAAUCUGACCACCUUGGGAGUAGUGGCACCUCUGGGCUACAAUGGCUUGCUUAUUCUCAGCUGCACUUUUUACGCCUUUAAGACUCGUAAUGUUCCAGCUAAUUUUAACGAGGCCAAGUACAUCGCAUUCACCAUGUACACCACCUGUAUCAUCUGGCUCGCCUUUGUUCCCAUUUACUUUGGCUCCAACUACAAGAUCAUAACCAUGUGCUUUAGUGUCAGCCUGAGUGCCACUGUGGCUCUCUGCUGCAUGUUUGUUCCAAAGGUGUACAUCAUGCUUGCCAAGCCAGAGAAGAAUGUCCGCAGUGCUUUCACUACGUCCACAGUAGUGCGCAUGCACGUAGGCGAUGCGAAGAAAGCGGCUAAGUCUGGAAAAUCUACAAGCAGUAUGGCCAACCUGUUUCGACGUCGUGGAUCUACGCAGGACAACAUAAGCUCAAAUGGGAAAUCAGUAACGUGGGGACAGAACGAGCGAGGCUACAGGCCGAAUUUGUGGAAGAGGAUGUCAUUCCAUGUCAAGAAAAAGGACCCCGUUGAGGUUAAUCAGACAGCUAUCAUCAAGCCCUUCUCAAAAGAAGGGGACGCGCCUGUAGACAGUGGCACGAAAGAGCAGUAUGAGGAGCCACAGGUGUCUCAGUCUUUCACCUGCCCCCCCCCGCAGUCACCUCUGCCCGCCAUCAGCCAUCAUGCAGCGAAGCAAAGGGGUCCCCACAGGGGCAAGAAUGGCGAGGAGGCUCAGGUUCUCCCCACAUACGUCCCUGAGCCCCCCGCUGGGGUCCGGCGCCGAGGCGGGGACAGCGGCCAGGGCGCUGACAUGGCAGACGGGGGCGACAUAAGUAUCAUAAGCGUGGGUGACAUCGGCCAAACUCAGGGCGCGACCAUCAUGGACCAAAUAACCUGCGUGGUCAGCCGUUUCACCGCGAACAUCAGCGAGCUGAACACCAUGAUGCUGCCGGGAGGAGCCACCGUCACCCCCCCCUCACCCACCGCUCUGCCCGCCGUUGCAGACAUCCCCCCAGGUCCACCUCAGUACCUCGCCCCCAGGGCCAAACAGGCCCCCUCCACCGUCACCACACACGCCGAGGUGAUGGCCGUCUCCAAUUUCUGCGAUAAUCGACCCGCAAGUAAGAUUUACGAGCACUUAUCGGGGACGUGCGGGGGCGGCAGGCGAGCCAAGGAUGCAGAGGAGCUUAUGGCCCUGACACCGCCGUCCCCGUUUAGAGACUCAUCUCUGAGCUCCAACGGAAGCUCCCCCCCCUCCCUGUCCCCGGCUUCUGAGGCCGAAUAUGACCAGCUGCUGCUGAAACACUACAGCCAAAGCUCCUCCUCCCUCUAAAGCCACUGCCCAGUCAGCGUUCAUCAUUUACUCGGAGUAUCUUAAAAUUCUUAAGACAAAAGCUUCAGCCUGGACCAAAUUCUUUGAUGCCUUUCUACAUUGAUAGACGUUAAAGGGCUCUUUGUGCAAAUGUGCUGAAGAUGGGACUGAACGCACCCACACAUGCCCUGAUUUUAGGGGAAUGAAAGAAGAAUGCCACUAAGAGGAUUUGUUCCACAACCGCAAAAAACUGCAAAAAAUUAAAUGUAAAAGGAAAAUAGGGAAAUGUCACUGCUUUUGUCAGUGACUGAUUGUUAAUUCUGGCACUGAAACAAACAUGUGGGCAUUUUAAGGACUUUCUAACCCAGUUUCAACUCCAAAGACAACACUGAUAAGAUGAAAGGAAAAACCGUAAGGUGCAUUUAAAUCUAAUUUAAUUUCACCAUAGCAUCAUCCUCAGCCAUAAAUGACAGGAUUUGCAAAAAUAUUUUUGUUUAGUGUUAGGAUGAUUUCAAAAUAGAAAACUGAUUUUAAUAUAACCUGUUCCUCUGGGAAGUUAAGACAACAGAAUUCACUAUAGGAUGGACUUCAGUUGUACAUUUUUUCUAAAUAUUAAUUUAUUAAUUUUUCUUAUCAUCACUGCUUGCAUUUGAACAUUUGUUCAUCAUAUGUUGUUUUUUAAGUCCCAAAGUGUAAGAAUUGUUUUCCUAAUCUGGAUGCAGAUUGUAUCAAUCUCAAAGCAUGUCUCCAGAUUUUUUUUUCAUCAACCCUGACCGUCAUUAGGGGACUAAAGUAUUGAUACUUCAAAAAGAGAGCAUAACCUCUGCAGAUAUGGCUGAAUUAUUUUGUGUGCAGUGAGCUCAUCCGUCUCUGGGAAAGAAAGCGAGGACUGAAACUUAAUCCUCUUAUCCUAAGAGGACAGGAGCACUUUGCAUCUCCAGGGACUGUAGGAUAUAUCUCAGUGGACACAAUAAUCAGGUGUAUAACCCACAAAGAGCUUACAGACCAGUUGGAUGUCUUAUUCUAUUCUUUUUAUCUAGAUGUGACUUAGCUGAAUGUACAAUAAGGUAUGAUACAUAGUGGACCAAAACAGUCUUUAACCUCAGGAUGCGUCUGAACCAGAAAACGUUCCAACUUGUUCCUCUAUGGACGAGUGCAAUCGUGUUUGGCUCAAAGUAUUUCCAGUUUGCAUGAUGUCAAGAUUUGUUUCCAAUGAAUAACCAUUUAAUAUUGUAAUGUCAAACUUAUAUGAUUGAUAGAGUCCGUAGCAAAGUAAUGAUUUUAAUGGUGAGUUUGAUUUGUUUUGGGGAAGCAAAGUCAAAAUGUGCCAGAUGUUUCCUUACUUGUGCCAGAUGCUUUUUACAUAAAUGUGUGCCAUUUUUAUCCUUUUGCAGUGGAUUGCGUUAUGUUUCUUUGAAAAAGAUCACAAUAAUUAUCGUUCUCGAGCCAGUUUAGAUUUAUAAUAGUUAAGAAUGAAUAUUUGUAUUCACUAGAAAAUCUUUUUGCUUUUGUAAAGGCAUUUUCCCCUCUCUAAGGAUAGAGGCUAGUUGUAGUAUUCCCAGGUUUGCAUCUUUACAACCUAUGCUUUUUUCCUUUUGUAAAUGUUGUUUGUAAUUCAUACAGUGUCAAUGAUAUGUUAAUAUGCCGAAUUCCUUUUUCUUCUUUUUAAUUUUUUUUUUUUUUUUUUUUACAAAUUUUCAAUCUAAAUACAAUAAUAGGACAUAACCAUAUAUGCAUGCAGGAUCGUGCCAACUCAAUAUUUUCAAAUGUAUGUUUUGCUGUGUGCCGCUGCUAUAUUCUCCUCUAAAUGUUUGUUUACCUUUUCAUCUGCCUUUCAUAUAGGCUGAUUUUCCAAUGUAAAUUCAAUAAAGUCCAUUUUAAAUGCAUUGAAUAAGAAGUACAGAGAUGUGGGUAGACUUCAUUAUGAUUAUGUGAUGAUACCUAAAC